AUGAAGAAACGCUACUUUUACUUGUUCCCUCUUGCAGUACUUGUUUCGCUGGACUAUCUAAUGAUGACCGGCUUCACAGCCAUGAAAAGAUUAAGUUUAGGCACUGAUCAAUCUGCUCUUUUAGCCCUGAAAGCCCAUAUCACUUCAGAACAGCAAGAAUUUUUGUCAAAAAACUGGUCUUCUACAGCUGCUGCACCCUCUGUCUGUGACUGGAUAGGAGUCCAGUGCAGCUCCCGACAUCAAAGAGUGACUGCUUUAAAUAUUUCAAACAUGGGACUUACCGGCACAAUACCUCCGGAUUUGGGAAACCUCUCCUUUCUUGUUUCUCUUGAUCUGAGAAAUAACUCCUUCCACGGAAAUCUGCCAGAAGAGUUGUCACAUCUGCGCCGCCUGCGGUACUUCAGGUUAACAUCUAACAACUUCAAUGGAGAGAUUCCAAUGUGGUUUGGUCGCUUUCCAGAGCUCCAGUUCUUAUUUCUGGGCAAGAAUGGUUUUAGUGGUUUUAUUCCUCCUUCAAUCUCCAACUCGUCAAAACUGGAAACCAUGACUUUAGCAGAAAAUUUUCUGGAGGGUAAUAUUCCAGAAAAGAUGGGAAAUCUGACAGUUCUCAAAGAGCUGUAUUCAUCUAGGAAUUAUUUAGUUGGUCCGAUACCAUUGAGCUUCUGCAAGUUGUCUCAACUUCAAGUGCUAGACUUGGCAUUCAACAGGUUUAGUGGGCAUAUACCCAAAGAAAUUGGGAACCUGGAGAAGCUUACGUUUUUCUCCCUCAUGAAUAACUUCUUCACAGGUAAUGCUUUUGCUUUGCCUUUUUGCAUACGAACGAGGCCAAACUGCAAUUAA
Coffea arabica (coffee) is the source of this 840-nucleotide messenger RNA. The record is from RefSeq and is a predicted model, not a curated record. Lineage: Eukaryota; Viridiplantae; Streptophyta; Magnoliopsida; Gentianales; Rubiaceae.